AUGUCCGGGAGGGGCAAGGAGUACGACGAGGAGGUCGCAGCCCUCGGGCUGGACCCGAAUCACAUCGCGACGCUGCCGGAGGUGGAGGGAGAAUGGCUGCGGGGCGGGCCGAGGAGGCGGUCGAGCAAGGCGCAGUGGUCUCCGAUCGAGGACGACAUCCUCCGCAGAGCCGUGAAGAAGUUCAACCAGAAGUCCUGGAAGAGCAUCGCCGCGUACCUCCCGCACCGCACGGACGUCCAGUGCCUGCACCGGUGGCAGAAGGUCCUGAACCCCGAGCUGGUCAAGCGCACGUGGACCGCGGACGAGGACGCGAAGAUCGUCGCGCUGGUGGAGGAGCACGGGCACCGGUGGGCGCAGAUCGCGGAGCACCUCCCCGGGCGCAUCGGGAAGCAGUGCCGCGAGCGCUGGCACAACCACCUCAACCCCGACAUCAACCGCACCCCGUGGACCGACGAGGAGGACGCGCGGCUGAUCGAGCUGCACCGCCAGCACGGCAACCGCUGGGCCGAGAUCGCGCGGCUCAUGCCCGGCCGGACCGACAACGCGAUCAAGAACCACUGGAAUGCGACGCUCAAGAAGCGGCCGGGGGUCAAGGCCGCGCGGCGGGCCAAGCCGCCCGGACCGCCUGCGAAGCGCGCGCCGGCGUCGGAGCCGUCGACGGGCGUCGUGUCCGCGGUCGCGGAGGAUGAGCGGGACGCCGGGGCGCGCGAGGCGGCGCCGGGGGCGCGCGUGCCGCGCCUGGAGCUGAUGCCGCUCCUGAACGCGCUCCAGGCCGAGGCGAUGCCGCCGCCGCCGCCCGCGCAGCAGUUCGGCGCCGCGGGGUCGUCGUCGGGGGGCACGGUCGUCGAGGCCGGGCCGGGCGGCGCCGUCGCGGCGGGGGGAGCGGGGGCGCACCCGCUGGGCGCCCGCCGCCGCCGCCCGCCGACGCGGCCGGUCAGCAGCGCGCGCGCGGCGCGCGAGGCGGCGGCGGUGUGGCAGCAGGCGUGCGGCGCCAGCCCGACGGGUGCGCCGCCGGAGCAGCCGCCGCGGUGGGGAGUCAGACGCGCGGCAGCGAGGGGCGGGCAGGCGGCGCAGCAGGCCGUGACGCCGUCCGACACGCCGCGCAGCCGCGAGGGCGACUCGAACGCGCACCCGUCGGCGUCCGGGGGCGACGUAUAUCUGCACUCGUACGCGUCGUCGCCGUACGCCACGCCGGCGCGCGCCGGGACGACCGGCGCGGCGGGCGGCGCCGCAGCAGCGGGCCUGGACGGCGCGCUCUUCUCGCACGGGACGCUCGACGGCCUCCAGGGCCUCGGGACCGUCCAGCGCGGCCCUCACCUCGGCAGCAGCGAGCAGCUUCUACUGCCGGGGUCAGGCCUGGGGGGGGUCGCGGCGAUGCUGCUCGGCGCGACGGGCCUGUCCCCCCUGCCGCACUCGCCCGCGAUGCCGCUGUGCACGGCGUCGCCGCAGGUGCUGUACGUCCCACAGGCCCUCACGGGCGCCGCCCGCGGGCUCCUGCAGUCCCCACGACGGGUCUUCGCCGGCGACACCCCGCAGGCGCGCCUGCGCGCCGCGGCACAGGCCUUUGCCGGCUCGCCGUCGAUCAUGCGGCAGCGCUGGACCCCCGAGCGCGCGGGCGUCCCGUGCGAGCUCGGCCUGACAGGCGGUCUCGCAAACACCCCCCCGCCCGCGGCGACGCCGGCGCGCGGCGAGGCGUCCUCGCACACGGCGGAGGCGGCGGAGGACCGCACGGGCAAGGCGGCGGGCCAGCGGACCGGCGACGGCACCGUCGAGGUGGCGGAGGUCCACAAGGGUUCCAUGGCGUCCGUCGCGGUGCUGCACGGGCACCGUCUGUCUGGGCUGUUCGCGGGCGCCGCGGAGAGCGAGGUGGUGGAGGAGUGCGCGGGGCACACGGCGAAGAGGCACCGCGUGGCGUAG
Messenger RNA from Pedinophyceae sp. YPF-701, 1917 nucleotides. The record is from the annotation of a GenBank genome assembly. Lineage: Eukaryota; Viridiplantae; Chlorophyta; Pedinophyceae.